AUGGAAAGAGAACGCCGAACUCAAAAGCGAAGCGCUUCCACGCAGGAGGCCCCUUCGCACUCAAAGGGUCCGGUAUAUCAGACUGAAACUGCUCCCACUGCCCGUGGUGCGUCCUCCAAGCGUCUCUCGAGCAGUAGUCAGUCUGAUCGACCUCAGCAUCCGUCGCUUUCUCGUGUCAAGGGCCGAAGCAAUAUGUAUACUCCGCCCCGCAACGGCGCCGAGCGAUCUUGGCUCAAUGAUCAAUCACCCGCGCGAGGUGAUGUUAGGACACCACCGCAACAUUACAAAACACCAGAAAGUGGUACUCCAACAUUAAUCAACCCGACAUCCAGUUUGCUGCAGGGCCUAUUGAGGGAAGAGCGCGCGCAUCGUGGUUCACGUGGAGGAGUUUCAGACGACGGAGCGGAAAGUCCGAGAACCCCAGACAGGUCGCGGGUACAAGAAGACACAGCGUCAGAGAAGGCACGCAAAGCCAGCCAGAUCUCUGCGGGGUUACAUAUGAAGGAUAUGGGCGUGCGCGAGAUGGAUCAGUACGUUUCGAAAAUAACCAAACUCAAUUUUGACUUGAAAUUGGAGAUCUUUCACCGCACACAGCAGAUGACCGCCAUGGAGAAGAAGCUGGAGCGAAUGCAUGCGAUGGAGGAGGAGCUUGGCCGACUGCGCAUGUUGGAAGAGGAAGUGGUCGAACUGCGUGCGAUUAACAAACGUACUCAAGGCCUUCGAGAAGCCAAUACACAGCUCCGCCUGGACCUUGACACGAAAGACAAAGCUGUAGAGGAGGCGGUUCAAUGGAUUUGCAAGCUGGAGGCCGAGAAUGAGGUACUCAAGAACAACGGACGCACGUCACAAAUUUCAAUGAACAGACUUGUCCUUGACGGACCGAAUGCUACAACACCUAAGCAAUUCAUGAUCGAUAUCCCGGAACGAACUUCAUCCAAGAGAGCACGAGGUGUGUUCAUGUCACCUGAAUUGCGAGAGCUCAGUAAAGCACCCUCUUUUCUACGCGAUGAUAACCAAAGCACCGCCACGCUUCGCAGUCUCUAUGUUCCCGAUACCAACGUGUCUCACUCGGCCUUGAGUCAGCUCACCAAGUCCGAAAGCAUACACACAAUGACUGACACUUUGGAGCCUGGGUCCCCGCGACUUAGUGUCCUCAGCGAGUGUAGCGAGCUGCAUCCAUUCGACACUCCCAAAAAGUGGAACGAUUUUGAUAAGCUUGACAUCCCCGUCCGGAAGACAUCAAGUGAAAGUGUGAACAGCUACGCGGCUCCAACCGAACGAGAGGAGAGCAAAGAGGAUCAAAUCGACCGGUGGAUGCAGACACGUACGGACUCUCAGACUAUAAUUAGGAGACGGCAAACACGGGCAGCUUCCGAUGCUUCGAAGGCAAGCAUUUUAACAUUUACGGGCGAUUUAUACGCAAACAAGCCCCGUAGACGUGGGAAACUUGACGCAUCACUCUUUGGAGGUGCCCAGCUUCCUCCAACUCCAGAUACGAUGAGCACAGCUUAUGCCACAGCUAACAAUGGCUCGAACGGAAGCAUUACAGCUCGAAAGAGUCCCAAGCCUUCAGGCGAGGAAUGGUUUGCUGGUCCACCGCUUGUCCGUCGUCGCUCAGCAGAUGAACUCACCUCUCGACCGAGCUUCAACGGCAGUGAUAUCACAGAUAGCAUGCAGCCGAAUUGCAGUGAUACCCCUCGUGUUUCCGCGACUUAUGUGGACUCGCCCUCUUUCUUCCCUUUCAACACCGUCGCCUCCAAAGCCAGUGCGCUUCUUGGACCUGGUAGCCCCAACAACCCUGUCCUUGAUUCUUUCAACGAUCCUUUCGUUCAAAACAGCAGGGUACAGGCAGCGCCAAUGGUAACUCCAUCACAAAGCCCGUCAAAGACCGUUAUCUCGGAUACGCAGACAGUUGACUCGCUCAGUGAUUCACCGCCGCUGACACCCCAAGACUGGGUCGCGGCCGCAAAGCAAGGCCCGCGGUCCCGCAAAGAGAGAGCUAGUGGCCUUCGCAUCAAGCCCAAACAUGUGAACCCUCAUCACCUAGUGAUCAGCCAGAACGCUUUCCACGACGACGCGAGUGCCGACUCCUACGUACUUGAACCUGAAGCCGCUGAUGUACCGACCCUUGACCUGGAUACCUUGGAUGUACUGGAACAGCCCAUCGCCGAGUUCUCUGCCCCAAGGGUCGAAUCCCCCGAUCUGGCACAACGACGCCGUCUCAGUUUCCGACCUCCCUUCUUCGGUCGUUCCAGCAAUGGUACUCGUCAUCUCCAACACUCUCCAUCAGUCCCAAAUUUCAGAGAUGAGCAUGAUGAUGAUGAAGAUGGUGCGCCAUCCCCUAUCAUUCCGAAAACAAGGAAUGUGGCCACCUCAAAACGUCGUCCCCUGUCCCAAAUAAUCACAAAUUCCAACGACUUCUACUCAUCCAGUCUUCCCGUUACCACUGAAGCCUUCGGUGCUAGCUUCAGUGGUUCUCGAGCCCUGCACCGAUCUCUCAUGGAAACAAAAGAAUCAAUCCAUCCCCCCGGCUCUGCCACCGUGUCAGCGCGCCCAACAACAUCUCACAGCGUAGAGCACAAGCGUCGCAGCUCCCUCGGAAUCUUCGGCUGGAUGAAGGGUGUAAGCGGGAAACGGUCUGAGCCAUCAACCCCCGUUGUCGCUGAGAAAUUUUCCGAAUCCGAAUCCAAGGAACAACCCACCCGUGCUUCUUCGCGCCUCGCUCAAGAUAACGGACUUGUCUCCGAGCGUCCUGAUACUCCGGAUUCCAUGGAGGCUCCUGUUGUGCGCCCACGCUCUGAGAUGACGAUGCGCUCUGAAGAUACCUCUCGACGUCCCAGAUAUGUGGGUCGUCGUGCUCGCAGGGUGAAUUAG
Molecule: messenger RNA, 2874 nt
Organism: Penicillium odoratum
Lineage: Eukaryota; Fungi; Ascomycota; Eurotiomycetes; Eurotiales; Aspergillaceae
Exons: 4
Coding region: 1-2874 (957 amino acids)
Source: RefSeq, a predicted model, not a curated record